AAUUCCAUUGUUUCCCUUUGAUCAGAUUCUUCUAUUCUCUCUCCUCCGCUGAAUUGCUACAAUAUCCAUCUCAUACACAUAGAAAUUCAAGAGCUGAUUACCACUUGUACCCUGACUCAGGGGCGGUGGACAUAGAGUGAGAGGGAUCAGCGCUCAGAAUUUAGAUAUGGGUACGCUUCAGACUUGGAGGAAAGCUUACGGUGCCCUCAAAGAUUCCACCAAAGUUGGUCUUGCCCAUGUCAACAGCGAUUACGCGGAUUUGGAGGUUGCCAUAGUCAAAGCCACGAACCACGUUGAAUGCCCUCCUAAGGAGAGACACCUUAGAAAAAUUUUAUUUGCCACGUCUGCUGUUCGACCCCGAGCCGAUGUUGCUUACUGCAUUCAUGCACUGGCCCGCCGACUGGCCAAGACACGAAAUUGGACGGUGGCACUAAAAACAUUGAUAGUCAUCCAUAGGCUAUUAAGAGAGGGUGAUCCCACUUUCAAAGAAGAAUUUCUGAAUUUCUCACAAAGAGGGCGCAUUCUCCAACUUUCUAAUUUUAAGGAUGAUUCUAGCCCAAUUGCUUGGGAUUGCUCUGCAUGGGUACGCACAUAUGCAUUGUUUUUGGAAGAGAGGCUUGAAUGUUUUAGGAUUUUGAAGUAUGAUAUCGAAGCUGAACGUCUACCCAAGCCAGCCCAAGGGCAGGAUAAGGGUUACAGCAGAACUAGGGAUCUGGAAAGUGAAGAACUAUUGGAUCAGUUGCCUGCUUUGCAGCAGCUUCUCUAUCGGCUUAUUGGUUGCAAGCCAGAAGGAGCAGCUGUUAGCAAUUAUGUGAUUCAAUAUGCUCUGGCUCUGGUACUGAAAGAGAGCUUUAAGAUUUAUUGUGCCGUUAAUGAUGGAAUCAUCAAUCUAGUUGAUAAGUUUUUUGAGAUGCCGAGACAUGAAGCUAUCAAAGCCCUUGAUAUCUAUAGGCGUGCUGGCCAGCAGGCAGCAAAUUUAUCUGAUUUCUAUGAAGUAUGCAAAGGUUUGGAACUUGCUCGGAAUUUUCAGUUUCCUGUCCUAAGAGAGCCUCCUCAAUCUUUUCUUACAACCAUGGACGAGUACAUAAGAGAGGCACCACGAGUGGUGACAGUGCCAACUGAGCCAUUGCUUCAGUUGACAUACAGACCAGAGGAGGAAGUUCCUGCAAUUGAAGACACUAAAGUGUCUGUUGAAGAGGAGGAGCCGUCAGUGCCUGCAGAUGAUGUUGUCUCCAAUUCUGAGACUGUUCCUCCUCCACCACUUCCAUCUCAAAACAAUUUUGACGCUGGAGACUUGCUGGGUUUGAAUGACACUGUACCUGAUGCAUCAUCGAUAGAGGAAAGAAACGCUCUUGCCCUAGCCAUAGUACCCACUGAAAAUGGCACAACAUCUGGUUUUGAAUCUAGUGCCACUCAAGCAAAAGAUUUUGAUCCAACUGGAUGGGAGCUUGCUUUGGUAGCCACUCCGAGUAGCAAUAUUUCUUCAGUCAAUGAAAGACAAUUGGCUGGUGGAAUGGACUCUCUCACUCUUAACAGCUUAUACGAUGAAGCAGCAUAUAGAUCACAGCAGCCAACGUAUGGAGCACCGGCUCCAAAUCCAUUUGAGGUCCAAGAUCCAUUUGCUUUCUCAAGUAGCAUCCCUCCUCCUCCUGCUGUCCAAAUGGCAGCCAUGUCUCAGCAGCAAACGAAUCCAUUUGGUCCAUUCCAACCUUUCCAGCCUCAACCGCAGCAGCAGCAGCAGCAGCAUCUGCUGAUGAACGCUGCAAAUCCUUUUGGGGAUGCAGGAUAUGGGGCGUUUCCUGUGAAUCCUAUUUCUCACCCACAAAACAACAACAAUCCAUUUGGUAACCCGGGCUUGCUAUGAGGACACUUUUUGAGGAAUGCAGUGUAUUUUUAGUCUAUGAAGUUGGUUCGGCGCAUUCAGAAGUGAGUAAAAUUGGUUUACUUGUUGCUAGAUAGAUGGUAUUUUUGGAACAGACGGCCGGACAUGUUUCUCUUGUAAAAUGGAGACAACACUGAGAAUGUCACAGGCAGUCAGCCAUUUUAUAAUGCUCUGACUGAUGGGAAUUUUAACUUCCUAGUUCUUUUGAUAUGUUCUUUUAAUAUCCUAAUAUCCUUAAAGUCGUGCAUGCUCAAGUAUUCAUGUUCUGGUAAAUUCCUAGACUUGGUCACAGAAAGAUAAACGAAAAUAAUUGAAGACAUUGAACAUUA
This is a messenger RNA of Neltuma alba, 2211 nucleotides long. Its product is annotated as putative clathrin assembly protein At2g01600. Gene Ontology annotation, biological process: clathrin-dependent endocytosis; clathrin coat assembly; vesicle budding from membrane. The record is from RefSeq and is a predicted model, not a curated record. Gene Ontology annotation, cellular component: clathrin-coated pit; clathrin-coated vesicle. The coding region runs from base 167 to 1864 and encodes 565 amino acids. Lineage: Eukaryota; Viridiplantae; Streptophyta; Magnoliopsida; Fabales; Fabaceae. Gene Ontology annotation, molecular function: SNARE binding; clathrin heavy chain binding; phosphatidylinositol-4,5-bisphosphate binding. The transcript has 15 exons.